Molecule: messenger RNA, 819 nt
Organism: Microdochium trichocladiopsis
Lineage: Eukaryota; Fungi; Ascomycota; Sordariomycetes; Xylariales; Microdochiaceae
Product: trypsin-like protease-like protein 1
Exons: 3
Coding region: 1-819 (272 amino acids)
Biological process (GO): proteolysis
Molecular function (GO): serine-type endopeptidase activity
Source: RefSeq, a predicted model, not a curated record
AUGCUUCCCCUUGCCAAGCUUGCCGUCAUCUUAGCGGUGAUCCCGGCCCUCGUCUCUGCAGCACCUACGACGCCGUCCGACGUGCUCGAGGCCCGCGACGAGGUUGAUGAUGGUGCCUCGUCUAUUUACAUCGUUGGUGGCGAGGCUGCAAGUGCCGGAGACUUCCCGUUUAUGGUCUCUUUGAGCGGUUUCGGAUACGACUACCAUAUGUGCGGUGGUGUCCUACUUAACGCGAACACCGUUGUCACUGCUGGCCAUUGUUCCAUCUCCCAGACUCCCGUACAGGUCAGCGUCCGCGCAGGCUCUCUUAAGCACAAUUCUGGAGGGGUCAAGGUCAACGUUUCCGAGAUCUUAGUGCACCCAAAAUAUAGCGACAGCUGGGCCAAUAAUGAUAUUGCGCUCUGGCGCCUGUCGACUCCGAUACGGACCAGUUCUACUAUCGGCUACGUGACCCUCCCUGCUCAGGACUCUGAUCCCGCUGCUGGUUCUUUAGCUAUUGUUGCCGGAUGGGGUUUUACUAUUGAGGGUGGCUAUAAUACUCCCGACGCCCUACGUAAGGUUACCGUUCCCAUCGUUGGCCGCGCUACCUGCCAGGCGGCGUAUAAACUUGACACCAUUACUACCUCUAUGGUAUGUGCCGGCCUUGCUGCCGGUGGCAAGGAUGCUUGCCAGGGCGACUCUGGUGGGCCCUUAGUGAACACCUCCAAGACGCUUAUCGGCCUCGUAUCCUGGGGUGAUGGCUGCGCUCGGCCUAACGCUUACGGUGUUUAUACCCGCGUCGGCCAAUUUGUGACGUGGAUCAACGCGAACAAGUGGUAA